Messenger RNA from Solenopsis invicta (red fire ant), 759 nucleotides. RefSeq lists its product as uncharacterized. NCBI's taxonomy places the organism in Eukaryota, Metazoa, Arthropoda, Insecta, Hymenoptera, Formicidae. The annotation marks the transcript as partial. The record is from RefSeq and is a predicted model, not a curated record. The transcript has 2 exons.
GACGAGUGGGUGAGCCGCCCGUUUGGCGGCCUGUCCUACAGGACGACACAGGUACUCACCGGGCAUGGCUGCUUCGGUGAGUACCUGUGCAGGAUAAGGAAGGAGCCGACGACACAGUGCCACCACUGUGGCGCCGACCGGGACUCCGCGCAGCACACGCUGGAAGAGUGCCCAGCGUGGGAAGAGCUGCGCGGAGUCCUGAGGGCUGAAGUGGGAAAUGACCUCUCCCUGCCGGCCAUCAUUAGUCAGAUGGUCAGCAGGGAGAGCGCCUGGAAGGCGGUCUCCUCCUUGUGCGAUCGAGUCAUGCUGCAGAAGGAGGAGGCCGAAAAGGUGCGGGAGGGUCAGCCAGGGGGCCGUAUGCCCCCAGGCAACGCGAGAAACGGAAGGGGCGGCGGAGACGGGGGUCACGAUUCGUCUCGGCCCCCGCCCCGUCUGCCCCAACGGAGAAGAGGCGCCCCCCGCCCCCGGAGGUCUACCGGACGGCGGCGGGGCAGAAAAACCGUGGCGGCCACCCCCUCCCAACCCACUAUCGUGGAGGAGAGGGACGAUGGCGACCGCCACGGAAAUGAUGAAAGGAAGCGACCCUCCUCCCCUACGGCAGCCGGCCCAGCUUUCGGUUUCGACGACGGUGACUUCUCUUGGCGAGCGCGUCUUCUCAGAUGCGAACGCGCUCGAGCCCCGCCACCGCGUCAAGGUGGAGGUCACAUCGGCGGGGAGGCAGAUUGGCGGGAAGUGCUAUACCAAUCUGCGCAAAGAUGA